AGAUGAUUAUCGAAAGGAUCGCCCCAAAAUUUAAGAGGGCAACUCACGUGAUUUUUGAUUUGGACGGCACGUUACUAGAUACGGAAAGGGUGUACUUCGAUGCCAUCGCCGCUAUCGCCAAACGAUUCGGCAAAGAGUAUACGCACGGCGUAGCGGCAAAAGUUGUGGGCACAGUCGAAAGGGAAUCGUGCAGAAUCGCGAUUAGCGAAAUGGCCCUGCCGAUCUCGGUCGACGAAUUUCAACGAGAAUUUCGAAACUUAUCACAAAGUCAUUUCAAAAACAACGCCGUUUCGCUGUUACCCGGUGCGGCGUCUUUAAUUAGACACUUGAGCCAAAACAAAAUACCCAUCGCCAUAGCGACGUCUUCGUCGGAAGACAGCGUACGUUUGAAAAUCUCGGCGCACAGGGAUUUAUUCAAAUUAUUUAGCCAUAUCGUUUGUGGCGGAAGCGAUCCGGAAGUUAAAGCUGGUAAACCGAGUCCCGACGUGUUCUUGGUGUGCGCCAAUCGGUUUUUAGAUGUUCCUCCUCCCAGAAAAUGUUUGGCGUUUGAAGACGCGCCCAACGGAGUCCGUGCCGCUGUCGAUGCCGGAAUGCAAGUAGUGAUGAUCGCAGACCACAGUGUUCAAGAGAACUUUAAAAAAGAAGCCACGCUGACGGUCGACUCUCUCGCUAACGUACCAUUACACAAUUUCGGAUUGCCUGCCCUUUAGUUUUAUAAAAUGACAUUUUUAACGCGGCGCAGGACGGAAUUGCACGAUUUUGCGAUCCUAAUUCAUAAUUUUCGUGCUUAUCGUGACGUCGGUAACGGAAACUCAGUGGAGGCACAUGUAGUAAGUUAUUGUUCAUCACUACCAACCUAUUAAAAAAUUCCACCAGAGGCGUGGGUGUUUUCUAAAUAAUUCUAAAUAACUCUUGAAAAUCACAAACGAAUUAUUAAUUAACCUGAUGUUUACGUGUAUAUAGUCACUUGUAUAGUAAAUUAUAUCAAAUAUA
Messenger RNA from Cylas formicarius (sweet potato weevil), 993 nucleotides. RefSeq names its product probable pseudouridine-5'-phosphatase. Gene Ontology annotation, molecular function: phosphatase activity. The transcript has 2 exons. The record is from RefSeq and is a predicted model, not a curated record. Lineage: Eukaryota; Metazoa; Arthropoda; Insecta; Coleoptera; Brentidae. The coding region runs from base 3 to 710 and encodes 235 amino acids.